UUUCAUUUCGCGUACCAGUGAUUGUGAUAGUCUUAUCAUUCUCGUGCGAUCCGUCUGGUGCUCGUCGUGCUCGUCGCUUCUAACCGGGAUUAUUUUAAAAUCGUAAUAAUAUUAUUAUUACCACACGUUAAUAUCCGUUAGUUUAACAUUUUAUUCGCUGCACCCGACUGUCGAUGAUAGAAAUGAAACGACGAAUACGAUACGACCGAUUAAUUAAUUUCACCACACUGUGAAUCGGACGUGAACGUCGGACAUGAAGGAGCAAAACCGUCAUAGCACCGAGGACGUGCAUUCGACGGAUGAACCACUUUUCGAUCCGUGUCCGUCGUUUUUGGGUUUUUGCGUUGUACGUACAUUCAGGGGACACGUGAAAGAAUGGUUGACAAAUUGACCGAAAUAGUCAAUUUUGGAAUGGCGAUCGACGUGGUGCGGACGCUGCGGCAAAAAAUCAUCGCUGUGUGCCGGAAGCUGGGCAUCGGCGUUUGCUUGCGCACCGUCAUUUUGAUAUUUUGUCUCACGUUCUUCUGGGUACAAAUGCACAUGUCUGACGUGGCCGACAACGAGACGAUACAGAUACUGGCCAAGCCAGACGGACUGCUGGAUGCUAAUGAUUCCAUGUUGCAACUGGUUCCACAGCAUUUGCACAAGUACUUGGUCGCGUUACCCCAGCGUGACCGUCCGCACCAGGCCAUACUGCCCGGAAACGCCAGCGAACACAUUUCGACGACGGCCAGUCUGAACGCAUCCGAAAUACGACGUCUGAUCGAUCAGCAAAACUCCAAACAGGUCGUCCUCAACGAAGACGUAUACGGCCCGUUACAAAACGAUUCUCUAGUCAUUGUCAUUCAAGUCCACACUCGUAUUAUGUAUCUUCGGCACACCAUAGUGAGUCUGGCAAGGGCGAGAGGCAUCGAAAACGCGUUACUAAUAUUCAGUCACGACCAUUAUGACGAACAAAUAAACGAACUGAUACAGAUGAUCGACUUUUGCAAAACCAUGCAGAUAUUCUAUCCGUAUUCCAUACAAACGCAUCCGGGUACGUUUCCUGGUGAAUCUCCGGAAGACUGCCCCAGGGACAUUACCAAAGCCGAAGCAAUUAAACGGAAGUGUAUCAACGCCAUGCAUCCGGAUCAAUACGGUCAUUAUCGAGAAGCAAAAUUCACCCAAACCAAACAUCAUUGGUGGUGGAAAGCAAACAGGGUGUUCAACGAGUUGGACGUCGUCGGUAAUUACUCGGGCCCGAUUUUAUUUUUGGAAGACGACCAUUAUGUAGCAGAAGAUUUCAUAUACAUGCUUAAGUUGAUGGAAAAAUCGUGUAGUGUAGCGUGCCCACAAUGCAGUAUGUUGUCGUUAGGAACAUACUUGAAAACGUAUAAUUUUUACGGAGAAGCAAAGAAGGAUAUUUUAAGGGUAAUACGUCGACAGCAAAUAUUUGCUGCAGAAUUAACACCGCCGUCUUGGAGUUUUAAAAUAGUUCCUUCAUUUUCACAUUAUGAUAAGGCUGAAAUUUCUCAAUGGAUUAGCAGCAAGCAUAAUAUGGGUAUGGCGUAUAACCGGACUGUUUGGAAACAGUUUGUCGAUUGUGCUGACACAUUCUGCAAGUAUGAUGAUUACAACUGGGACUGGAGUCUUCAGGGUGUAUCCAAUAAUUGUCUUAGCCAUGAAUUUAAAGUGUUUGUCCUCAAGGCUCCUAGAGUAUUUCAUAUUGGUGAAUGUGGUGUUCAUCAUAAAAAAAGUUGUUUCGAUAUGGCACUCAUAGCUAAAGUUCAAAAGCUGCUUAGUUCUGUGUAUAAAUAUUUAUUUCCAGAAAAAUUAGAAGUGACAUAUGCACCAAUCAAAAAAAAAGUACUGCGCAAAGGAAAUGGUGGAUGGGGUGAUGUGCGUGAUCAUGAAUUAUGUUUGCGAAUGGUAAACCGCCAAUUUUGACAUUUGGCAAUUAGUAUUUAAUAUUUAUUAUAUUAAAGAAAUAGAUCAAGUUCCUAUAUAUCAUGGGAGGAUAGACCUCCUAGACGCGUAGACAUAAUACUCAAUAUUGUAAUAAGUAUUGCUAUGUCUAUGCUUGAACCAAGUCUUAUUUAUUUUAUUUUAUUGUUUUUUUUUUAUUAUUAUUACCUAUUUAUUUUUAUUUAUUCCUUAUUAUUUUUAUAUUGGGUGAAGUUUGAUUUUUAUGUAAUGUGUUGCCAUAAUUGCGCUCAAGAAUUUUUAUUUUUAUGUAGUACGGCAACUAUUAUAAGUUAUGUUUAAGGCUGGAUAACUAAUACAUUAUUUAUAUAUUAAUGUAUUUAUGACAUUUUUAAAUGUCACUGUUGGUUUGACUAUUUGGCGUGAAUUUAUAUACCCCAGUGAUUUUUGAAACAUACUGUCGACAUAACUGAUAAGUUUUAUAUUGACACAAAAAUAAAUAACUUUUAUCCAAUUGAACAUACCAAUUUUUGUAUGGUUUUCAGAGUUGUUCAUCAAUUUGAAUGUGCUAUAAAACUGUAUUUUGUGAUACAAGUUAACACUUAUGUAUUUUUAAUUUGUGUUUCAUUAUUUAGCUUCAGCAUUCCACUUCAUUAAACAUAUUGUUAAAACAUAAUACAAUGCAAAUUGAAAUGAAAAUGUACAACUCUGAGAUUAACUUUCUAGUCAUUUAAAGUCAAUAUUUAACUUUUAGUUACAUUCAUUUCCCAACUAUCAAUAGUCAUUAGGUUAAGUUUCAAAUGUGAUUGUAAUCCGCAAGAAUUGCAUGAAAAUAAAUUUAUGAAUUUGUUAUA
This is a messenger RNA of Myzus persicae (green peach aphid), 2756 nucleotides long. It is a transcript of the gene Mgat2, whose product is annotated as alpha-1,6-mannosyl-glycoprotein 2-beta-N-acetylglucosaminyltransferase. Gene Ontology annotation, molecular function: alpha-1,6-mannosylglycoprotein 2-beta-N-acetylglucosaminyltransferase activity. Gene Ontology annotation, biological process: oligosaccharide biosynthetic process; protein N-linked glycosylation. The record is from RefSeq and is a predicted model, not a curated record. The transcript has 10 exons. Gene Ontology annotation, cellular component: Golgi membrane; Golgi stack. The coding region runs from base 376 to 1926 and encodes 516 amino acids. Lineage: Eukaryota; Metazoa; Arthropoda; Insecta; Hemiptera; Aphididae.